Messenger RNA from Gloeophyllum trabeum ATCC 11539, 1030 nucleotides. RefSeq lists its product as uncharacterized. The record is from RefSeq and is a predicted model, not a curated record. Lineage: Eukaryota; Fungi; Basidiomycota; Agaricomycetes; Gloeophyllales; Gloeophyllaceae. The transcript has 4 exons. Bases 63 to 662 code for a protein of 199 amino acids.
AACACAUCCCCACAACUGCUCCUCAAGUCGUCUCUUAUUCCUUCGACCUUACCUUCAUCACCAUGUCCCAAGUUACCGAGCUCGUCGUCUUCGCCGCCUCCGAGGCUUACCAGAAGGACAACACCAUUGUCAAUGGCCUCGUUGACAUCCUCAAUAAGACCCCAGGGAAGAUUAACACCUUCCACGGGCCCCAAGUCGAGGAUCCGAACAAGGGCUAUCUCUUCGUCAACUGGGAAUCCCUGGAGCACCACAAAGCACUGAUGGCCUCCCCCGACUACCCCACCCUGGUCGAGGGUCUCAAGCCGGCGCUCGCGGGAGACUACGAGCUGGUGCACGUCAAGUUUGACAAGGACCCGACCCCCGCGCUCUCCGCGCCCGUCACCGAGGUCGUCGCCAUCCAGAUCAAGGAGGGCAAGUCCGAGGACGAGCUCAAGAAGCUCCUCGAGCAGGGCGCGAAGAUCCAGCUCCCGGGCGUCGUCGGCUCAACCUACGGCCCCAUCAUCGAGAAGCCUGGCUGCUACAUCAUGGCCGUUGGCUGGCCAUCCGUUGAGGAGCACCAGGCUGCCCGUCAGACCAAGAGCGAGGAGAGCACCAAGGUGCUCGGCGGUGUCCUCGAGCUUGCCGAUUUCAAGGUCGGCCACGCCAAGCUCACGAAGUACUAAUUGUAUCAACAUGACAUUAACAUUGCACGGAAUCAUGGGGAAAACAACAACUGUAUGAUUGCAUGGCGCAUGGCCGAAGCGGAUAGCCAGAUACCUGUAACUUAUUAGGUUGUAUACAUGGAAGGAUUAUGGAUUAUAUGGCUCACAUACGGCAUAGGCAAGAUAUGCCCAGAAAUCUAUCUCUAUUGUACACGUAUCACCUCGUUAGUAUAUCGUCAAAUCAAGAAACUACACCACGAUUCAUCACGAAAUGGAAUCGCGGUUCCGGGAAGAUGCGAGGGACUUUGUAGACCGCACGGUACCCUUCGUUUUGUUAUGCGCAUCAGGGGAGAGAUACGUAAUAGCUAUCGACUCCCCGCCAUUAGCAC